AUGGCCAGGGCAAGCAACAGCGGAUAUGGAGGAGGCGAUUUUGGGCAGCAGAGCCAUGUGCUAUGGCAGGACCUGGAGGAGCUGGUGGAGAAGGAGCAGCUGAGCUGCUGCGGCUCCCCCAGUUACCCCAAGAGCAUCAGUCGCCCAGAGAACCUGACAGCCACGCUCCUGACACGAGAUGGAGGAGCCUCUAAGCAGCUCCCAGUGUGCUCGUCACGGGCAGUGCACAUGAGCAACAGCAGCUUUCUUCUGGGCCUCAGCAUCCUCAUCCUGGCUGCUGGGGCCAUCCUGCUUGCCAUCAGUACUUGCCAGUGGGGUCGCUUGUGGCCAUGGGGACCACUUUGUCCCAGCACUGGUGGUGGCUGUCCCCAGGAAGGUGACUGUGCCACACUGCUCUUCCCACAGGGUGAUGGCCAGGGCAAGCAACGGUGGAUAUGGAGGAGGCGAUUUCGUGCAGCAGAGCCAUGUAACGCUGUGUCCCCCCUGUGUGGGCCCUGGCGCUGCAGGCCUGGCUGCACUGACUGCAUCAAGGCUGCGCAGGAGCUGCAGGAGCUGGUGCUGUCAGCGUGGGCUGGGAGAGGAGCUGCAGCCGCUCUGGAUGCUGGCACAUGGCAGGUGCUAUGGCAGGACCUGGAGGAGCUGGUGGAGAAGGAGCAGCUGAGCUGCUGCGGCUCCCCCAGUUACCCCAAGAGCAUCAGUCGCCCCGAGAACCUGACAGCCACACACUUGACUCGAGAUGGAGGAGCCCCUAUGGAGGAGAGGUCUGUUUGCUUCCUCGACCACACGUGUCCUGGCAGAGUCUCUUCAGCCCUAAAGACACACGUGGCUCGGAAAGCCCUGGAGAUACGGAUGGGGGCCCCGCCAAUGCCGGUGCAGAAGUCCCAGGAGCAAGCAGCACAGCAGCAGGGCUGCCUCCCUGUCCUGCCCAAGCUCAUCCUCCCGGGACAGAGCCAGCCCUUGCUGAGGCACGACCUGUGCUCACUGCCCAGACUGAGGCAGGCUGGGGCUGGGCAUCUGCUGCCAACCAAGGCUUCUGCCCAUGUGGCAAAAGCAAAGCAGCUGAGGCAAAAGGAAUGGGUCCUGCAGGAGCAGGUUCAGGCAUCCCUCACCUGCACUGUGCUCCCCAUGACACCGUGCUCCUGCCUGUAUUGCGUCUCCUCCUGCAGCCCCGUUCCAGGGGACAAGAGCAUCCAGGCAUUCCUGUAG
Molecule: messenger RNA, 1206 nt
Organism: Neopsephotus bourkii (Bourke's parrot)
Lineage: Eukaryota; Metazoa; Chordata; Aves; Psittaciformes; Psittacidae
Exons: 4
Coding region: 1-1206 (401 amino acids)
Source: RefSeq, a predicted model, not a curated record